AUGUUGAUUUUAUUUUCAAUCAUCGUCGCACUUCUGUUGCUGUUGGAUUUUGUCAAAAAGCGUCCAUUGGGCCGGGCAUCCUGCGCGAUUCCAACGCUGCAUCCGUGCUAUCCGCUGCUGGGAAACUCACUGCUGUUGCUAGGAAAAAGUGAACAAAGGCGAUUUGAAAGCCUCGCCGAUGUGUACAGAAAAACAAGUCGCGUCCAAAAAUGUUGGCUUGGUCCCCAGCUGCUGUAUGCCGUAGCUCAUCCGGAUUUAGUGCAGAAAAUUCUCACUGACCCAAACUGCUGUGAAAAGCCGUUUUUCUAUGACUUUGUCAACCUGAAGCAUGGUUUGUUCUCCGCAAAAUAUAAAUUGUGGAAACCAUAUCGCAAAUCUUUAAAUUCGACGUUCAAUGCAAAAAUUCUGCUUAGUUUCAUUGCGAUUUUCGAGAAGUGUGCUCGCGAUAUGGUUGUAAAGAUGCGGCCUUAUUCUCACGGAUCGCCAGUGGAUAUUUUACAGUUCACUUCCGAAUGUACACUGGAGAUGGUUUGUCGAACCACACUGGGAACCGAAGCUUUGGAAAGAAAGGAAAAGGCAGAGUUUCUGAACAACCUGCGGAUAUUAUUUAGCAAAGUUGCCACCCGUGUAAUCAGUGUUGAGUUGUACAGUGAUACAAUUUACAAACUAACAAGCGGUUACUACGAGGAAAAACGUACGCGAAAGUAUUGUUUGAAUUAUGCUUACCAGAUCAUCGCUGAAAGACAAUCCAGCCUGCGACUGCAAUCUAGCAGCACAGAUUCUGAGGACGGAUAUGAAGACAGAACCCCCAAAAUAUUUAUUGAUCAAGUACUCUCCAUGGCCACCUCCGAUGAAACGGAAUUCAACGUUCAGAAUCUUAGUGAACAAAUACUCACCAUCAUUGCAGCCGGACAUGAUACCUCCUCACAGAUGGUGGCCCACACUUGUCUAUUUCUAGCAAUGUUUCCGGAACUCCAGGAACAGAUUGCCGUCGAAAUACAAACUUUGCUGCCAUCCGGUGAGGCUGAAAUAAGCCCAGAGAUACUGCAACAGAUGACAGCGUUGGAUAAAUUUCUUAAGGAAAGCAUGCGUUUAGCGCCGGUUGGGCCGAUAAUCGCUCGCACCAAUAUGGUGGAUAUAGAGCUGGACGGCGCUCACAUUCCACAGGGAAACAUUUUUCUGUUCAAUUUUUAUACUCUUCAUAGGCGGAAGGAUUUCUGGGGACCGGAUGCAAACCGCUUUGAUCCGAAGAAUUUUACGUCGGAGCGCACGAAAAAAAGGCAUCCGUUCGCUUACUUGCCUUUUAGUGGCGGGUCUCGAAAUUGCAUCGGUGCCCGGUAUGCUAUGUAUAGCACGAAGAUAAUGCUGGUGUAUGUUGUUAGGAAUUUUCGGCUCAGCACGGAUAUUAAAUUUGAAAAUUUACGGUACUUGCUAGAUAUUACCCUGAAUUUGGCUUUCGAGCAUCUGGUCAGGUUGGAGCAGGUGGUUCUGAUGUUGGUGGUGAAGCGUUCUUACGUGCACGUAUCGUUUGAGUUUUACGAAAUAUCAGCAGUUUACGUGCUUUUUCACACCGAAAAGAUAGGGAUAUCGGGUGCUCAACUGACUUUUACGUCACAAUAA
Molecule: messenger RNA, 1620 nt
Organism: Wyeomyia smithii (pitcher-plant mosquito)
Lineage: Eukaryota; Metazoa; Arthropoda; Insecta; Diptera; Culicidae
Product: probable cytochrome P450 313a4
Exons: 6
Coding region: 1-1620 (539 amino acids)
Molecular function (GO): iron ion binding; heme binding; oxidoreductase activity, acting on paired donors, with incorporation or reduction of molecular oxygen
Source: RefSeq, a predicted model, not a curated record